UCGCUACCAGCUUAUGAGGGAACCAGCUGCAGUGAACAAAGUACGUUACAUCAUAGGAUAAUAGCAUUGAAUUGGAUUCUUGAACCAGAGCCAUGUGAACCUGGUCCACCUGUACCUCUCAUUGAAGACCUAUUAACAUCACCAGAGUAUGUUCAUUCUGAUACCCCUAUGGUAUGGUUACAGAAUGCAUUAUCCCUGAAUCCAUUAAAAGAGCUGCAUUGGCAACGAAACAACCCAAUGUGGUCGAUUGUAAGGAAAUAUAGCAUAUCAGCUUCCAACUUUGGUGCAGUUCUCAGUUCUAAGCAAAGGCGAUUGACAUUGUCACUGAAGAAACAGCUGAUGUCGGCUUACAAUCUGGAGUCCAUCAAGGCUGUUGCAUGGGGUAUCACUCAUGAAGAUGAUGCUUUGAGAAAGUAUGAAAAGGACUUAGAUGCAGCUGUAGAGCAGUCAGGAUAUGGUUGCAUGAAUCCGGAGUGUUGGGAGCUUCACCUGAUGGCUUAGUUGUUCGACCACCAACAUGCAGUGUAUUUUAUCAAACUCCAGAAGCCAAAGACGCCAUUCCUAAUAUUGUAGAGGUGAAGUGUCCAUAUACAGCAUCGUCUUCAACAGUAGCAGAUGGGGCACAAAAUUUGAAGGAUUUUUCAUAGAUCUUAAACAAGAUACCCUGUGCCUGAAAACCAGUCACCCAUACUAUCAUCAAAUUCAAGGCCAGCUACACAUAUGUAACAAAACAUUCUGCGACUUAAUUGUGUGGACAAGAGUAGACUGCAUUGUGAUUAGAAUAGUAAAAGACAUUGAAUGGACAGCAAAUGUUCCAAAGCUGAUAGAUUUCUACAUUAACAUUUUCAUUCCAGCACUGAUGGAAAACUGAGUUCUGGUUUGAACUUCUUGACACUUAGUUUUGUACCUCUAGAAUUUUCUAACAAUGGAAAAUGGGUAAUCGUGUUAAUUGUGUUGAAUGUUCCUAAGUCUCAUAAAUGUAUGAUAUGAUAUGUCACAAUCCAUCAUAAAACUUCUGGCUUAUAAGACUAUUUUAAAUAGCAAUGAUGAUUAAUAAAAUCUAUGUACUACAUAAAAAAAGAAUAUCAAAAUUUAGAAUCAUUUUAUUAAUGAAUUGAAGAUGUUAUUCUCAAAGUGAAAAUGUAACAUUUUGGUCUUUCUUAAUAGAUAAAUUGUUGAAAACAUGAA
Messenger RNA from Saccostrea cuccullata (small rock oyster), 1188 nucleotides. RefSeq lists its product as uncharacterized. The coding region runs from base 169 to 501 and encodes 110 amino acids. Lineage: Eukaryota; Metazoa; Mollusca; Bivalvia; Ostreida; Ostreidae. The transcript is spliced from 5 exons. The record is from RefSeq and is a predicted model, not a curated record.